This is a messenger RNA of Malus domestica (apple), 976 nucleotides long. RefSeq names its product purine permease 21-like. NCBI's taxonomy places the organism in Eukaryota, Viridiplantae, Streptophyta, Magnoliopsida, Rosales, Rosaceae. Gene Ontology annotation, molecular function: purine nucleoside transmembrane transporter activity. The record is from RefSeq and is a predicted model, not a curated record. Gene Ontology annotation, cellular component: membrane.
UAGGUAAGUCAGAUUUCUAUAUGUACAAACGAUUUCCUGGUUUUCGUGUUUUUUAUAUGGUUUUUCUGCAUAAAUUCGGAAAAUUGUUUCGACGGUUUUAACUAUCUAGCAGUAGAAUUAUAGCACAUAUCUGCAAUGGAGGAACGAAGAAAAAACACCGAAUAGUUGACAGAUCGAUUAUAUUCAUAAGCUAUAGAGAGAAAAAAUGAGAUUUUAUUAAUGAACUAAAUCAUAGAUGAAGCUAAUUCCAUGGAAAUCCAAAUAUGUGUUUCAUACCAGUUAAAGAAGCUGAAGAAGAUAAUGCACUUGAGUUUAAGAAAACCCCCCACCAAGUAACAACUUCUCAGCCCGGAGAUUUUAUACGAUGGGUGCGUAUCACCAUCUAUACGCUAUUCAUCCUCUCCGGUCAGUCAGCAGCUAUACUCUUGGGCCGACUGUACUAUGACGAAGGUGGAAAAAUUAUAUGGAUGGCAACACUAGUGCAAUUCACAGGGUUUCCUAUCCUAAUUCCUUACCACUGCAUCUUAUCAUCCAAAAAGAUCGCCGCACAUAGCAAUGUGCACCAACCAUCUGCCUCAGUACUGACAGCGAUGAAUCUCUCUCUUGGUGUAUUACUCGCAGCAGACAGCUUGUUGUAUUCUAUGGGACUCUUGUACCUUCCAGUUUCUACCUUUUCACUCAUUUGUGCAUCGCAGUUGGCCUUCAAUGCUUUCUUCUCGGUCUGCCUUAAUUCACAAAAGUUCACUCCUUUUAUAGUCAAUUCUCUAGUCCUUCUCACCAUCUCCUCCACCCUGCUUGUGUUUCACCCCAACUCAGCAAACCUCACAGGAGUCUCCAAAGAGAGGUAUACGAUUGGGGUCAUUUGCACUGUUGGUGCAUCAGCUGGGUACGGCUUGAUGUUCUCCCUCACACAGUUCUCCUUCGAAAAGGUUCUAAAAGCAAAACUUUUGUAACUGUAUUGGAAAUGAUAAUCUAC